UACGGAAUAAAAUACCGUAGUGUUUCCCGGGCUCCCGGCUCACCAACUACGAGUGCGGCUUAUUACCAGCCUUAGUUCUCACUUCUCACAAAACAUUUUCGCGAAUUCAGAAUUCGGAGCAACUUUUUUGUCGGUGUGUGUGCCAUUUUUUAAUAAACUGAAGUUGUAUUCCAAUUGUGUUUAUCGACUUUCGGUGAGACUCAGUGCUUGUUGGUUUCGUACCGGGAAUUUGGAGAGCCAGAAUCUGAAGCUCCUAUUCCGCUUUUCAAACCCGCACAUCGGCGGAUCGCCGGCGAAAUAUUCUCAUGGAGCAAAAUCUCGAUUGCGCAAGCGACAGCGGACCACACCGCAGCGAUCUAGUGCGUCAGUCAGCGGAAUUCAUCUGUAAACAUGCGGAAAGCGUUUCCGUCGAUAUGACCAAAAUUCGGGAAUUGGCCGGGUUAUUGUCGAGAAAAAUCGCCCAGGGUGAUAUGGGCUUGGAUCGGUGGAAGAAGCAUGAACUGCACCCGAAAACAGCAGACCAGAAAGCGGUCGAUUGGAUUUUCUUCGUGGAUACGUUGAAUUUUUCUUUUUGGUCGGAGGAUGAAUCCGAUCAAAAAUUCUGCGUUGAAUACAAUGGCAAGCGGUGGACUGGCUACUGGGCAUUGUGUGCAGCUGUUAACCGAGCUCUUGAUGAAGGCAUUCCGAUUACGGACCCGAAAUAUUAUGAGGCAGUUACCGAUCAACAGCUUGAAUACGUUUUCCGUACUAGCACGCAUGGUGUUAUGCCCAUGAUACAAGAAAGGAAACAGAAUCUCCAUGAUGCCGCUAAAACAUUAAUCUCUAAAUUCGAUGGAACAUUUGCCACAUGCAUCAAAAAGGCAGCGCAUUCUGCUAAGGAACUUUUGAAUAUCAUUGUAAAUGAUUUCCCUUCUUACCGGGAUGAAUCCAUCUUCGAGGGCCGCACAGUGUACUUCUACAAGCGAGCGCAAAUUCUCGUGGCCGAUCUUUGGGCAUGCUUCGAAGGAAAGGAUCUGUUGAAUUUCGCUGACAUCGAUCAUCUCACAAUUUUCCCCGAUUACCGAGUACCUCAAGUGUUGAACUAUUUCAAAACAAUGGUCUACUCUCCUACGCUGGAAAAUAAGUUGCGAAAAAAUUAUUUAUUUCAUUAUGGGGAGAAAGAGGAACUGGAAAUAAGGGGAAGUAGUGUUUGGGUGGUUGAAUUACUCUGGAAGGAAAUCUCAGAUAUAAUGGGAAAAGAUGCAGUGGGUUCCGUUAAUGCUAUUGUUCUGGAUCAUUAUCUUUGGGAUUAUAGGCAGGCGCACAAUGACGAUAUGAAAGAUGUACCCUUUCAUAAAAUUCGAUGUAUCUAUUACUGAUCUGACUGAAUGAGACUGUCGAAAAAUAAUUUAAUAAACUUCUAAUGAAGAAGUAUGAUUUCGGACGGUUGACGGUGCGUUACUACUAGCCAAAUUAUGC
Messenger RNA from Paramacrobiotus metropolitanus, 1458 nucleotides. RefSeq names its product queuosine salvage protein-like. The coding region runs from base 306 to 1358 and encodes 350 amino acids. The record is from RefSeq and is a predicted model, not a curated record. NCBI's taxonomy places the organism in Eukaryota, Metazoa, Tardigrada, Eutardigrada, Parachela, Macrobiotidae. The transcript is spliced from 8 exons.